CCCUUCCGUUACACCCGGGGGAAGGUGCUCCCGAGACCGCUCCCAGCCUCACCCCGCCUCCCCGCUUCCCCGGCUCCAGCCUCCGCCGGCGGAGCUCCACUAUGCCAGGCAGUUUCGACACUUUGCAAAGACAAAGACCAGAGGGAGGAGGACGAGGAGGACGAGGAGGCAGAGGAGGAGGAGAGAGAGGAGAAAGGGGCGAUGUGAGCUGGGAAGGGGGCAAGUGUUCGGGACACCCCCUUUUGAUUCUCCUCCGAAUCCCCUCAUCCCCCGAAGCCCAGGAAACUUUCGCGUGUCUCCGGCCGCGAUGCAGAAACUGAGGCUCAGAGAGGUUAAGGAACUCCCCAGAGGUCACACAGCCGAUGACAGACAACCCUCAGUGCCUUUGUCAAGCUGGCUGCUUCACCGCCACAUCUCUGGUGACAGCAUGGGCAAGACCAAGUUCUAAUUAAGGAUUGUCACACACCAUCUUCUCUGGAGGGCGGUGACAAAGACAGCUUGCCCCUGUCCUGUACCGCGACCCUUCCUUCGAGGCCCUCACCUCCAAGGGACCCUGGACUGUCACAAGGAUUAAUUGCCCCUCGACCCCCUUGGAUGGGAAGGGAAAUCACUGUUAUCAAGUUUCGAUUAAAGCUUCACCAGGAGACGUCAUCGGCUGUUUAAGCAUUGCUGACGAAGCAGGCCACUUCAUUUCCUGAAAAGACAAAUUAUAUGCCGGCAGACGCACUCCGCCACAAGUGGUCCACUCAGCCUUUGAGUGUCACGGGUGAUGUCGGGCACAGCCAGGUGGCCGUUGCCCAGCAGCAGUGGCCAUAGGAGGCUUUGAGGCUCCCUGGGGGUCCCCGCCUUGCCCUGCAGUCGAGCCUCUGUCUCUGGGAUCUUGCUUGGAAGUUCCUCCGCAGUUAGGCGUGCUUUCCUGCAGCCCAUCCCUGGGAGGCCCCCCACCAGGAAAGCAGCAAUGGCGACCACGAGGAAAAGAACCCUCAAAGUGCUCACGUUCCUCAUCGUCUUCAUCUUCCUCACCUCCUUCCUCCUGAACUACUCCCACACCAUGGUGGCCACCGCGUGGUUCCCCAAGCAGAUGGUCCUCGAGCUCUCCGAGAACUUCCGGAGGCUCGUGAAUUACCCCCACAGGCCCUGCACCUGCGCCCGCUGCAUCGGGCAGCGCAGGGUGUCCUCCUGGUUCGAUGAGAGAUUCAACCGGUCCCUGCAGCCGCUGCUGACGACCCAGAACGCGCUCCUGGAGGAAGACACCUACAACUGGUGGCUGAGGCUCCAGCGGGAGAAGCAGCCCAGUAACUUGAACGACACCAUCAAGGAGCUGUUCCAGGUGGUGCCCGGGAACGUGGACCCCCUGCUGGAGAAGAGUUUGGUGGGCUGCCGGCGCUGUGCCGUCGUGGGCAACUCUGGCAACCUGAGGGAGUCCUGGUACGGGCCUCAGAUAGACAGUCACGACUUCGUGCUCAGGAUGAACAAGGCCCCCACGGCAGGGUUUGAGGCCGACGUGGGCAGCAAGACCACCCAUCACCUCGUGUACCCCGAGAGCUUCCGGGAGCUGGCGGAGAACGUCAGCAUGGUCCUGGUCCCCUUCAAGACCACCGACCUGCAGUGGGUGGUCAGCGCCACCACCACAGGCACCAUCUCCCACACCUACGUUCCCGUCCCCACGAAGAUCAAGGUGAAAAAGAAUAAGAUCCUGAUUUACCACCCAGCCUUCAUCAAAUACGUCUUUGACAGCUGGCUGCAGGGCCACGGGCGGUACCCAUCCACCGGCAUCCUCUCGGUCAUCUUCUCACUGCACAUCUGUGAUGAGGUGGACUUGUACGGCUUCGGGGCAGACAGCAAAGGGAACUGGCACCACUAUUGGGAGAACAACCCCUCGGCGGGGGCUUUUCGAAAGACCGGGGUGCACGACGGGGACUUCGAGUCCAAUGUCACGGCCACCUUGGCAUCCAUCGACAAAAUCCGGAUCUUUAAGGGAAGAUGACGCUGUGAGGCGCUACGGACAGACGCACCGGAGCGCGCCUCUCCACAUGCAGCCCCAGCUUCUCGCCGGAGCCAUCGCGCUCGGGGAACUUGGAGGGCCAGCCUCAGGGGUGUGCCCAGGUGCCCCUCGCAGCCUCUUGCGCCCCAACGUUUGGCAGCGUCUACUCAGCAAGGUUGCUGAGCCCUGCCAGGGCUGCAGAGCAAGUCUCCGAACCAUUCUGGGGUGGGGAGACCCCUCUCGCUGCCGUUCCUGGCCGGGGAAGGUGGGGAGACUGGGGAGAGGUUCAAUCCGAAGAUUCCCACAUUCUAAAGAAGAGGAUGGUCUCCCGGGGAGGUUGCACAGAGACUCUCCUCUGCUGAGGGGUCCGGGGCCGGCUCUCUGGUUCUCGCUGGGAAGCUCCUGGGUGAGGACGACCCCCAGGACAGCCAUGUGAGGCCUCCCUCACAUGGUGGGACCACUGCCCCUCCCCCUGUCUGCCCAAAGCUCAUGUACGGUGGCCAGGAGGGCUCCUCACCCCAAAGGUCUUCAGAGACUCUAAAUAUCCAGAUGUCUCCUUCCCAAGCUGCUGUUCCCUUGAGUAAUCAAUCUUCGUGGUUAUCAUGAUGGCUGAGAGCAGAUCUGACACCUUCCGUGUGCCUUUGUAUCGGGGAAAGAGCUGAGAGAGAUGCGUGCAUUUGGCUGAAAUGAGGCAAAAGCCCCGACUUGGGCAAGGGGACCGCAGCAGUGCACUCCCCUUACUCUGUAGCUGGGGACAGUUUUCUAGUUCCCUGAGCCAGUAUCUGAGUUGGAACAAAGCUCGGAUGAUACUCGGCCCCAUCCAGAGGCCCAUCAGCCACGGACCGUCCAUUCUUACUUUCACAGACUGCUGGAUUUGGUGCCCGUAACCUUCCAGAGCUGUGCAGGAGGCCGCCACCAGCCAGCAGUUUCCCCCAGGGGUCUAGGCUCUGGCCCAGAUCCCUCCUGGCCACCUGUGUGUUGUCCUGGGGGUUGCGGGGUCAUCCUAGGAACGUGACCAUCAGAGGGGAGAAGUCAUACCUCAUCCUUCACGUCCCAGCUGCUCUUUCUUCCUUGUCAGCCUUCCCGGUUAUUUAUUGUUUUGUUUUGAAAAUUCAGCUGACAUCAUCUGCACUUUGUGACUCAAUUGCUCUCGCUUCAGUUGGCAGCUGGGGUGUGGGCGCUCAAAGCCAGUUUUGUAGGAAUCCUCAGGCUUGGGGUACCGUGGUGUCUAGGGCUUGAGGGCUUGCUGGUGGACAGAUCCUGGGGUGUCAGGUUGAUAGGUUUGUAGAAUGCUCUGUACCUCCUUCUCUUCCAGUCCUACCUUCCUUCUUUCUCAUUACGGGCUUAGAUUCAGUCUCAGGCUAGGAAUCGCCAAACCCAGCGGCACUGUCUUGGGGCCGGGUGGGGAGUAGAGUCACAGG
This is a messenger RNA of Kogia breviceps (pygmy sperm whale), 3405 nucleotides long. It is a transcript of the gene ST3GAL1, whose product is annotated as ST3 beta-galactoside alpha-2,3-sialyltransferase 1. Gene Ontology annotation, molecular function: beta-galactoside (CMP) alpha-2,3-sialyltransferase activity. Lineage: Eukaryota; Metazoa; Chordata; Mammalia; Artiodactyla; Physeteridae. Gene Ontology annotation, cellular component: membrane. Gene Ontology annotation, biological process: sialylation. The record is from RefSeq and is a predicted model, not a curated record.